CGGAGGCUGGAGUUCUCCGUCAGACAGCUCCCUUCUGCCGGGUGGGUCGUACAUAAUACAGCAAAUAUGAACGCUCUACGUGUGAUGCUGGGUGUGUUGGCGGUGGUGGGUGUGUGUGUUGGUAAGCCUAGCAUACUGAGCCACCAUGUUGCCCUCCCCCACAACCUCCACCACGACAACAUCGGUGUCCAUAGGGUGCCUGUGGCUGCUGUCGCCCACCCUACUGCUGUUCACUACGUCCCUGCUACAACCAUUACUCACCACGCUCCUGCUGUCGCUGCUGUGGCUCAUCAUGCCCCUGCUGUUACUGCUGUCACUCACCAUGGUCCUGCUGUGGCUCCUCACGCCCCUACUUUCUCUGCUGUAACUCAUCACGCCCCUGCUGUCACCCACCACGCCCCUGCUGUUGUUCACGCUUCCUUAGCUCCAGUGAACACCUACUCAGCACCUGUAGCCCCCGCCACGUCCCAGUACCACGCACAGGACGAGUAUGGCCGCUACUCCUUUGGGUACAACGCUGGCAACUCUGCCCGUGAUGAAAGCCGUGACAUCUACGGUAACGUGCGUGGCUCCUACAGCUACGUCGACGGCAAUGGCAACUUACAGACACAACACUACGUCGCUGACGACUACGGCUUCCGUGUGGCUGGCAACAACCUGCCCGUCCAGCACUCCGAUGAUCACCCUUACCGUGGCAAGCGUUCGUAUGCUACCUUCCCCGCCUCCACUGGCCCCCUGAGAACUGUAGUCCACGCCACCCCUGCUGUGCACGCUGCCCCAGCCGUCCACGCCCCUGCUCUGGGCUACUCCAGUGGUCUGUACGGCUAUGGUGUCCCACGCGGAGGUUUCUCCUACGGGUACCACAGCGUGCCAUCUGUCGCCUCCUACAGGAGCUAUGCCGUUCCAGCUUACGGUGGUCACUAUUUUUUAGCCCCCAGGCUCCGUUAUCUGGAGGGAGUUCAGGGCCUUGAGUUCCUGGUGGGGUAUAUACAGUAUAUAUACGAGAGAGCGGCUCCUCCGCCGUCAGACAGCUCCCUUCUUCUGGGUGGGUCACAUCGAGUCUACCACACACCAGCAGACAUGAAUUCGAUCCGUGUGUUGUGUGUGUUGUGGGCGCUGGUGGGGGCGGUGACCAGUGACGGCACCCACCAUGGGGACACAAGCUCCUCCUCCACCAUCUUCAGGGAUUCUGUGGUCAGGUCCAACGGCGCCCCCGUCAUCGGCAAGGGCGUCUUCCACCACCAUACUGCUCAAGCGGUUCAUGGUGCUUCAGUGGCCCAUGGUGGGUCAGCAAUCCAUGGUGGGUCAGCUGUUCAUGGUGCUUCAGGGGUCCAUGGUGGGUCAGCAUUACAUGGUGGGUCAGCUGUUCAUGGUGCUUCAGUGGUCCAUGGUGGGUCAGCAAUCCAUGGUGGGUCAGCUGUUCAAGGUGCUUCAGGGGUCCAUGGUGGGUCAGCAAUCCAUGGUGGGUCAGCUGUUCAUGGUGCUUCAGGGGUCCAUGGUGGGUCAGCAAUCCAUGGUGGGUCCGCUGUUCAUGGUGCUUCAGGGGUCCAUGGUGGGUCAGCAUUCCAUGGUGGGUCAGCUGUUCAUGGUGCUUCAGUGGUCCAUGGUGGGUCAGCAAUUCAUGGUGGGUCAGCUGUUCAAGGUGCUUCAGGGGUCCAUGGUGGGUCGUCAUUCAAUGGUGGGUCAGGUAGUUUCAGCGCCCCGGUCGUCCGCAAGACUACUGUAGUUCAUGGGGGUCCAGUCCUCCAUGCCCCGGUGGUUCAUAGACCGGUCGUUUCUGCUCCGGUGGUUCGUACUCGGGUAGUUGCUCCUGCUGUGGUCCAUGCCCCCGUCGCCCCUGUGGCAGUGGGUUAUGCUCCCUAUGGCCUGGUGGCCCCUGAUCCAGUGAUCCACCAAGCUGCAAUGUCUGGCUCAUACGGUCGCCCUCAGUACGCCCCGGUUCUGUCACAGUACCACGCACAGGACGAGUAUGGCCGCUACUCCUUCGGGUACAACGCUGGCAACUCUGCCCGUGAUGAGAGUCGCGACGUCAACGGCCACGUGCGUGGCUCCUUCAGCUACAUCGAUGACUACGGAAACAUCCAGACACAACACUACGUCGCUGACGACUACGGCUUCCGUGUGGCUGGCAACAACCUGCCCGUCCAGCACUCCGAUGAUCACCCUUACCGUGGCAAGCGUUCUUAUACUAACUUCCCCGCCUCCACUAGCCCCCUGAUCAGCGGUAGCUCCCACGGCGCACCGGCCACCACCGUAACCCACGUCGUGAACGGCCCCGUCGUCGUCCGUGAGUCCGGUCCCUACGGAGGUGCUUACGUUCAAGAUAACUCCCGCUAUGGCGUAUACUCUACCUACAGCGGCCCCCAUGGCGGCUACACAGGAAUCUCUCCUCUUCUCGGCAACUCCGACUUGCACGGUGACUUCGACCGACUUGGCCUCCACGGGUUCUCCUACGGAUUCAACACUGGUCCACACUCCCUCACCACUUACGGAACCCACUUUGAGCAACAGAACCAACUGAGCCCCUACAGAUACUAAACCCAGGACUGCUCACGUCGUCAGCAUGAUUAGCGUCGCGCUGGUCCUCUGGAUAACCUCUGGGUGUCUCCAGAGGUCACGGCUGGACAUACAGACUGUUUGACUGUUCAUACGACGGCCAGAGAAAGGGAUGUCUGUCUGGAAUCUGAUUCUCACAUCAUCAUACAUUAAAACUUUCAUUCUAAAUGGUGACGUAAGAACAACAUACUGUACUAGUCGGUUGAGCUGAGUCAUUUAAAAAAGAAAGAGUCAGAGAUUUUGGCAAAUUUCUUACCGAUAUAUCACCGUAACUCGCUGUGUUCUCUCGUCACCAGUUAAGAUAGUGUAAGACUCUUUAAGACUCUGGAAUAAGCGGGAACUCACUAACUAGGACGAUGAUUUACCUGUCCAUCCUCUUCCUCCACCUAGAUCGUCCCUCUGUUUCCUCCUCCUCUUCCUCCUCUUGGGUCGUCCCUCUGCUUCCUCCUCCACCUAGGUCGUCCCUCUGCCUCCUUCACCUAGGUCGUCCCUCUGCGUCCCCCUCUUCCACCUAGGUCGUCCCUUUGCCCCCUCCUCCACCUGGUUCGUCCCCCUGCCUCCUCCUCCUCUUCCUUGUCACCUUCAUUCUCUGUUUCUCUGUGUCUUUACUGUGUUUAUUCACCUCCUUUCAUCCCACAGUUUAUCAGAUGUUUACACAUUUCUCUUUAAAUUUAUUUCCUUCUGAAUUUACAUAAUUUUGUAUACACUUUAUAAAUAUUUGAUGCUCUUAUGAUCUUAGGAUUUGUUUUUAUAAUUUACUUCAUAUAUUUUUGCUGGUCUUAGCAAGCUGAGAAUUUUCAAAUGAUUUUAUAAUAAAAGAAAAAAUAUUUAGAAUUUAGAUUAUUUUCUAUUUUUAUAUAUAAAUUUCAUCUUAAACAAUUGAUGUUUUUUAUGUCGAAAAAUUUUCCUAAAAUUUGUCAAGCAAGGCCCAUAAAAAUAUAUUACAUUAACCAUACAAUAUUAUCACACUGACCCUUAAAUAUUUUCCUUUGGGGCCAUGGCGUCACAGCUUUAGGGCCAUGACGUCACAGCUUUAAGGCUAUGACGUCAGAGCUUUAAGGUCAUGUCGUCAGAGCCUUAGAGCCAUGACGUCAGAGAUUUAAGGCCACAACAUCAGAGCUUUAGCUGCCACAACUUAAAGACUACAGCUUUCCACCUCCUAGUUAGUGAGUUUUAGGUGCUGUGAAGAGCAAAACUUAAUAUUUUAUAAACAUUAUUUUUUUACAGCUUUCAAAAUCAUGUUUCUGAACUCCAAAUUGGUUUCCUGUGCGAAUAAAUGAGAAGAUAUUAAAGGUA
Molecule: messenger RNA, 3852 nt
Organism: Homarus americanus (American lobster)
Lineage: Eukaryota; Metazoa; Arthropoda; Malacostraca; Decapoda; Nephropidae
Exons: 4
Coding region: 67-2538 (823 amino acids)
Source: RefSeq, a predicted model, not a curated record